Messenger RNA from Platichthys flesus (European flounder), 6838 nucleotides. RefSeq names its product DENN domain-containing protein 4B-like. The transcript has 29 exons. Gene Ontology annotation, biological process: regulation of Rab protein signal transduction. The coding region runs from base 440 to 4978 and encodes 1512 amino acids. Gene Ontology annotation, cellular component: cytoplasmic vesicle. NCBI's taxonomy places the organism in Eukaryota, Metazoa, Chordata, Actinopteri, Pleuronectiformes, Pleuronectidae. Gene Ontology annotation, molecular function: protein binding. The record is from RefSeq and is a predicted model, not a curated record.
ACGUGUGUGUGUGUGUGUGUGUGUGUGUGUGUGUGUGUGUGUGUGUGUGUGUGUGUGUGUGUGUGUGUGUGUGUGUGUGUGUGUGUGUGUGUGUGUGUGUGUGUGUGUGUGUGUGUGUGUGUGUGUGUGUGUGUGUGUGUGUGUGUGUGUGUGUGUGUGUGUGUGUGUGUGGUUUCCAUUGUUGCACAUUAGUCGAGUAUAAGGGGAAGUAACUUUGCUGAAAUCUGCUGUUGAAGCUAAAGAUGUCGUCACUCGAGCAGCCGACUCCCUCUGUGUCCAACAUGAGGUGAAGGUGAGUGAUGAGCUGGAAACACAGAACUUCUGUUUGAGGAAAGAAACCAUCAGACCUCUUCUGUCACAGUGACUCUGAUGUUCUACGUUCUCUGAUAGAAGCUGUGGAUCAGAACAACUCGAGCGUCUUGGAGGACAGACAGGCGGUAUGACAGAGGAGAAAUGUCCUCAGCUGGUGGACUACUUCGUAGUGGCAGGUCUCGACCCGACAGGGCCCUGGAGGCCCCUGGAUGAGGAUGGGAAGACCUCGUCCCCUUAUUCUUCCUCCUCCACCUCCUCGUCUUCGCCGGCCCGGUCGGUGGAGCCGGUCACAGACCUGGCGGUUAUUGCCAAAGGGCUCGGGGAGGAAGUGCCGGAGGGCUUCACCUGCAUCGAGAGGACGCUGGGCGGACAUUCUGCCGAGCUGAGCGCCGGACUGAUCAACAACCCGCACCUGUACCUGUGUUACCGCCGGGGACGAGACAAGCCGUCCAUUAUGGACCUGGGGGUUCUGUACGAGGGGAAGGAUCCACUGAGGCAGGGCUGGUACGUCAUCGAGACCACUCCCUACAGCCGCUCGGCCAAUCUGAGCUCCGGCGGCGCCCCGACGGCUCACCGGGUGUUCCUGAUGUACCGCCGGGCUCUGGACUCGCAGGGGCUCCACACGCUGGGCGUCACCGACAUCACCCUGCUGCUGCCCAGCAAGGGGGAGGUGGCCCCGCACACCUUCUGCCGCGUCGAUAAGAACCUGAACACCGGCAUGUGGGGACCGGCCCUGUACGUGUGCUAUAAGAGGGCUGUGGCCAAAGCCAACGCGCUGGUCUACGAAGCCAGUCUGAUCAGCCGCUACCCGGAGGAGGACCUGGAGGCGUUUCCUCUGCCGGAGUCGGUGCCGGUCUUCUGUUUGCCGAUGGGCGUCACGGUGGAGAGCUGGCCUCUGAACACAAAGUACCAGCUGCCCAUCUUCUCCACCUUCGUCCUCACGUCCGCCUCCGGGGACAAGGUCUACGGAGCGGCCAUCCAGUUCUACGAGUCCUUCCCCCGGGAGCUGCUGUCGGAGCGGCAGAGCGUGAGGCUGGGCCUGCUCAGCGUGGUGGACCGGCGGCCCAUCACCAGCCGCAGCCUGCAGGCCAAGAAGAGCAUCUGCGUCUUGUCCCACUGGCCCUUCUUCACCAUCUUCCAGAAGUUCCUCACCUUCAUCUACAGAUACUCCAUCUCCGGGCCGCACGUUCUGCCUCUCGAGAAACACAUCUCCAGCUUCAUGCACAACGUCCCGUUUCCUUCCCCCCAGCGGCCUCGCAUCCUCGUUCAGCUCUCUCCGUACGACAACCUGCUGCUCUGCCAGCCGGUCUCAUCUCCACUCCCACUCAGUGGAGCCAGUUACCUGAAGCUGCUCCAGAACCUGGGUCCAGAGAACGCCUGCACGCUGCUGCUGGCCGUCCUCACCGAACACAAGCUGCUGGUGCACUCGCUGCGGCCCGACGUGCUCACCUCCGUCUGCGAGGCCCUCGUCUCGAUGAGCUUCCCUCUGCGCUGGCUCUGUCCCUACAUCCCCCUGUGUCCGCUGCAGAUGGCCGACGUGCUGCUGGCGCCGAUGCCCUUCAUCGUGGGCGUCCACUCCAGCUACUUCGACCUGUACGACCCCCCCACGGACGUGGUGUGUGUCGACCUGGACACCAACACCAUCUUCCAGUCGGACGAGAAGAAGCCGCUGUCGUGGCGCUCGUUACCCAGGAAGCACGGGAAGACUCUGUUCAACGCCCUCACCAGCCUCCACAGGACGCUGGAGAAGAUUUGCACCCCCGGCCAGGAGGAGGCCACGUUGGAGUUCCUGCUGACGGACUACGAUCAGAUCUACAGGCGUCAGAAGCAGCUGGAGCUGGAGAUCCAGGAAGUGUUCCUGCGUUUCAUGAGCUGCCUGCUGCGAGGGUACCGCUCCUUCCUGCUGCCGAUCACACAGGCUCCGUCUGACACCACCACCGACUGCAGUUCCCUCUUCAACCUGCAGGGCUUCCUGAAGUCUCGGGAUCGGACGCAGCAGAAGAUCUACAGCCAGCUGACGAGGACCCAGAUGUUCACUCAGUUCAUCGAGGAGUGCUCCUUCGUCAGUGACCGUCACGCCUGCCUGGAGUUCUUCGACGAGUGCGUCCAGAAGGUGGACGUGGAGAAGCCGGAGGAGGUGAGGCUGAUCGACCUGGACGAGACCUACAGUGGAGAACACACAGUCUUCAUCAUGCCUCCUGAGGAGCCACAGGAACCGGACGGGUCGGAGUGUCCUGCCCUCUACAGCUACGAGACGUUCCCCACGCUGAGGCCGGAGCUCUUCGACCAGCCGCAGGACCAGCUCCGGGUCCCGGCCCGAGGCAGCGCCCCCAGCAGCCCCGCCCCCCGGCGCACCAAACAGGAGAUCAAACUGGCUCAGAAGCGAGCUCAGAAAUACUCGGCGGUCCCCGACAUGUGGUCCAAGUGUCUGCUGGGUCACUGCUACGGCCUCUGGUUCCUCUACCUGCCCACCUUCGUCCGGGCGGAGAGCGCCAAGGUGCGCGCCCUGCACACGGCCUACGACGUCCUCAAGCACAUGGAGAACCGCAAAGUGGUGGUGCCGGACGAGGUGUGUUACCGCAUCCUGAUGCAGUUGUGUGGUCAGUACGGACAGCCGGUCCUAGCUGUUCGAGUCCUGCUGGAGAUGAAGAAGGCGGGAAUCACACCCAACACCAUCACCUACGGAUACUACAACAAGGCAGUGCUGGAGAGCAAGUGGCCGUCUACCAGCCAGGGCGGGCGUCUCCGCUGGGCCAAGCUGAGGAACGUCCUGCUGGCCGUGGCCCAGUUCAGACAGCCAAUCAAACGGCGGCAGAAGAGCGGCUCGUUGGGGUCACGGGGAGAAAUGAUGGUGGACGCAGACCAGAGGCCCCGCCCCCACUCCAAUCUGAUUCGUCAGUCCAGUUGGAGCGGUCUGUCUGAAAGCUCCAGUCACGAGUCUCUAACUGGUCCAAUGGUGAAGAGCAACAGUCUGAACAGCAUGAAGACGCCGUCCGACAAGGUCAAACCCUGUAAGAAGACCGUCCUCCAUGACGCAGGGACCGCCGGCUUCCGUGACGCCGUCUCUCGAAAACCUCCCCUGGGCCUCAGAGACACGUCCGCUCCGCCUGCAGCGCCCCCUAGCGGCGUGGUAGUGGUGCCGCGGAGUCAGGUCUGCCUCUCCAACUUCUACAAAGAGUGCGCAGAGUCGGCCGACUCGGAGCCGGACUGCAGCUGUCAUCCUGCGGAGAGAGACGGCAGGCCUGUAGGAGUGCGUGUCUCGUCCGCCAGGAAAGAAGCUGUGGACGAGAACUACAACAACGUCUCCUCCCCGACCCGCGGGGGUCUAGCAGGAAAACUCCAGCAGCUCCUCACCCCCACCAGACACCGAGUGUCGGUGCGACGGGCCGCCAGCGUGGACGACCGGCGGCCCGGAGGAGGGAUAGGACGAAGAGUGUCGGAGCAGAGGCAGUCGAGGAAAGCGCAGGUGGCCGAGACGCUGCUGAAGGCCAAAGACCGGCUGGUGAACGCUACGUCAGAGAGUUCGUUGUCUGUAGGAAGUGACCUCGACUUGACGGACACGCCCACUCCAGCGUUUCCUAUACGCAGGUCCUGGGACGCCAACCAGGAGGUGGCGGGGCUUGAGGUGCUGAUGUCCAGCUGCUCUCUGUGUCGCAGCUGUAACUCGUUGGUCUAUGACGAGGAGAUCAUGGCGGGCUGGACGUCUGACGACUCGAACCUGAACUCGUCGUGUCCGUUCUGCGGCGCCACCUUCGUCCCGUUCCUGAACGCUGAGAUCUGCGACCUCGGGCCAAUCAGCAGUGCGGAGCGCAGCAGCUGGAACGUGGAGGAAGAGGUGGAGAGCUCGGCGAGGCCCCCCAGUGGUCAAGACUUCUCCCUGCGCCCCCAGUGUAACGGUGUGAGCGAGGAAUCGAGCUCUGAGACCAGCAGCUACUCGGAGAACAGCCGAACCACCACGGCUUCGUCAGUGGGUGGGGCUCCUCAGGUGACGGUGGCGUACCUGAGCCCCCUGGUUCUGAGGAAGGAGCUGGAGAGCCUGCUGGAGAACGAGGGCGAGGCGGUGCUCGCUCAGCCUCAGUUCCUGGACAGUCACUCCAUCAUCUUCUGGAACCUGGUCUGGUACUUCCAUCGCCUCGGCCUCCCCUGUAACCUGCUGCAGCUCGUCAGGGCCUCGCCGCUCGUCAGCAGCUUCACGCAGUCAGAGAGCUCGGCAGUGAGUGUGAGGCUCCUGUGGGACACCCUGACCCCUGACACAGACCAGUGGCCCCCCCUCUAUGUGCUCUGGAGGAUCCACAGUGGCGUCCCGAUGAGGAGCUACAGCUGGAGGAAACACAACCACCCAUUCACACUGGCCUUCCUUGAGGAGGUGCUGCGCUGGGUCGGAAUGAACGAGGUGCACAAAGCCAUCACGCUCUUCCUGGACACGAUGGCCAAACAGCCGGCGUCCCCCAGAAUACAGAGGAGUUUGUACAGAGAGUUCCUCUUCCUCACGCUGGCAGCUAUGGGCAAAGAUCACGUCGCGGCGUUCGAUAAGAAGUACAAGGCGGCGUGGUCUCGGCUCGGCGGCACUCUGGGCCGUGAGGAGCUCAGGAAGCAGCGAGCGCAGCCGCUCAGCCUCAAAGCCGUGGACUGCAGACGCAGCUUCCACCCGCCUCUCGAAUGCUGAUGAGCUCAGAACAAACGUCCCUUCAUCUGCUUUCUUCCUGUGUUCCCCACUUCUCUGCUGCCCCCUGGUGGAUGUCAGAGGGUGGAGUUGCUCCUUCCUGUCCUCUGUCCCUCUGUCUGUAAAUCCAGCCUCUAUUUGUUUCAAGUAAGGAUGGCGUCGGCUGAACGAGCAGCAGACGGAGCUGAGCUCAACUGACGAGAGGAGCCAGCGUCACGUGUUCGAUGCUCGCGGUCAUGCAUGUCCACAAACAUCAGCUGUGGUGGUGUAAACUUGUCUUCCUCUUGUUUUAAAAUACUGAAGGAGCUCAAGGUUCCUGCAGGAGCUCGUCACUGCUGUAUGCUGGGGGGGGGGGGUCAGCCUCAUUCAGUGCGUGAUAGACAUUUAGAGUUUUAUUUUGAAGAAGAGUCACAUAAGGAUUAAAGGGACAGUUCCAACACUUUUAAAUAUUUUAAAACCAUUGUUGGGAUUUCAAACAUUAAAUUUCUCCCAAAGAACAGAGUGUGAUCAACAGUUGAGAUCAUUCUGUGCCAAACAGAAUCAAAUACUAAAUCCUCAGAUUUAACCUUUGACCCAUAAAGCAUCACCUCCGCCUGUUGGGUCUGGAUCUUCUGUGGGACUGGGUAGAUUCAGGAGGGAAGGUCCUCGGUUUUGUGGUGAGUUCUUCGUUUGUUGUGUCGUUGAAGCAGAAUCGCGUCUGGGUUCAACUUCAUUGAGAAGUUUCAUAAAACCUUUCAUCAGUUUGAAAAGUUCUGACUUUGUUUAAUGGGACAAACGUAAAGAUGUUAAACAUGAUACUCACGUUUCUGCAUCAACUGCUGAUGAUGUAAAAUCUGUACAAUAACAAAAUGUAGAUAAAGUUAUUUAUGACCUAAUGAAACUCAGUUUGUGCAGUAACGUGAAUCCGACUCUUUUUAAAUCAUCCAGAUUUUUUUCAGGUUCCACUCGGAGAAAAGUGAUUAUUUAUAUAAAGUUUUAAACUCAUUUAGUUUUUUUAUUUAAACGGAUUUAGAAAAUGAAAAAACUUUAAUUGACACUGUGAAAAUGUAGACGCUUCAACAAACGUCUGGUCAGUUAAACACUGGAUUAAAAAAGAGACUCAAGAAAUCCAUCCAGAAAAAUAUUCAUAUCUGUUUUAAAAAAGAAUUUGAUGUAAACUAUUUACACAAUUUAUAAAUUCGAGAUAAUGGAAUACAUUUACAGUUCUAUUAAUGCGACAUCUGAUUGGCUCUCUUAAUUUCAUAUCAUCUUGUUACGCCAUCUAGUGUUCAUCUGGAUGAAAUUAAAAAAGUUUACCUGAAAUCCUCGUAAAUAUCUAUGAUGCAUAUGGACGGAAACUAUUUUGAAUUCACGUGGACUUAAUUUUCAACUUUUAAUUAAGUUAGCAUCUUCUUGACUUUUGUCUCAACGCGCCUGCAGACCCGUUAUUGUGCUCGCAGUGAUGUCACAGUGUAUUGACCACACCCCCACAACCUGUGUUCAUCACCGCAGCAUGGGGUUCAACCACCAUUGUAGGAUUGUAGGAGGGUUCUACCAGAAUCUCAGAGAAAUCUCAAAUUGAUCCACGUUUCCUCUAAAGUCGAUCAGCUAAUUUCUUUUCUUUUCGAUUGGACAGCGAGGGUCGGUUCCAGCAGUGGAUGAAGCAGUUUUUUAUUUCAGCGUCACAGUGUGUACGUUAAUAAAACACAGGGUGUACGUUCUCGUAGUCACAUUUCUGGGAAUUUGAGCGGUGACUUGUGCUUCAAACGGAGGAGUGUAUUUAAAAGAGAUUAUUGUGUUUUGCUGUUGUAAUUUAUAAAUGGUUGUGAUUUCAGUUGUAAAUGUUUUUAAGAAAAAAGAAAUAAAAGACGGUGACGAGCCCGA